Messenger RNA from Neohortaea acidophila, 882 nucleotides. RefSeq lists its product as uncharacterized. Gene Ontology annotation, molecular function: DNA-binding transcription factor activity. The transcript has 3 exons. Bases 1 to 882 code for a protein of 293 amino acids. The record is from RefSeq and is a predicted model, not a curated record. Gene Ontology annotation, biological process: regulation of DNA-templated transcription. NCBI's taxonomy places the organism in Eukaryota, Fungi, Ascomycota, Dothideomycetes, Mycosphaerellales, Teratosphaeriaceae.
AUGCAUCGUCCCGCCAGUCAUAGCUACCCCCCAGUGACGCACAACACGGCGCCUUCCAAGGCCCGCUCCUCCUCGCAUCAAAACAGCAGCGCCUUCAGUGCAAGUGCCAACCCGAAUGAAGACUGGACGCAGAUUUCCGACCUCGCCGAGCGACGCAGGAUACAGAACAGGAUUGCACAACGAAACUACCGCAAGAAAUUGAAGAAACGGUUGGAGGACUUGGAAAAGAGAGCCGGAUCGAGCUCUGCUUCCCCUGAGCAGACACACGAAGAACUGCCCGAGACGUCGGAGCUGCCGUUGGAUUGGGACGACGACACACGACGCGACAGCUCCAGCAGUGCGCAAGCCAGUUUCGAUCACGCGUCGCCCGACCUCCUUCCUCAAUCCAUCACAUCGCCUUUGGACGAUCGGGGCAUGUUCUCGACACAGUCAAUCAGGCAGCUCUCCACCUCGCCUCCGCCUUUCUCCUUCCCUGCCUUCUCGGCAAUCGACGACGUGAGCUAUCCGCAAGCCUCCACCAUCCCUCCUUAUCGCGGCGAAGUCGACGUUUCACUGUACCCGCAAUACAUGCAAACGGUCCCGGCCUGCUACCCGCCAAUACUGGAGAGCACGGGCGCUGCACCGCUGAAAGCAAACCUCUACAACGACCACGAUUGGAAUGUACUCAACAUGAGCUACGCGUCGACGGGCGGUAUGGAGCAGCAGCAGCCGCAGCACUUCUACGAUGAUGCAGCAGCAUAUACUCCGCCUCUCUCGGACUCCCUCGACCUGUCGCAAGCCGACUCGCCGCUGGACGAGUUUGCAGAGCACCCGACCACCCCGCCUUGGAUUGCACAGUACUCGCCACCAAUGCAAUGCUACGACCCGCUUUACUGGAAGUGA